This is a messenger RNA of Paramecium sonneborni, 531 nucleotides long. The record is from the annotation of a GenBank genome assembly. NCBI's taxonomy places the organism in Eukaryota, Ciliophora, Oligohymenophorea, Peniculida, Parameciidae.
AACAUGAGUGUCACACAAUCCUUUGAAGAGAGCUUUACUAUAAUCAAUAAAAAUAACGAAAACUGUGAUACUCCUAUAAUAAGUUAAAGAAGAAUUAAUUGGAAAAUUGAGAUGAGAAAGAAGGUUUUGACAAAACUGCCUAUUAAAAAGCCUGCUCCUAGGCUAUGUAAUUCCACUAAGUCUAAAAACAUACCAAAAAAUAUUUCUAAAGUGAUCACAUAGCAAAUUUUAAAAGGAUACUAUAAUUAACUAAUCUCAUGUCAUCCUAAUUCAUUCUAUUCUUUCAUUAAGAAAAAUAAAAAUAUAUAGAACCUUGAAACUUUGAUCAAAUUAAUGAAACCCCAUAAGAAUAAAGAAAUCAACUCUCUUCAUCAAUGCUUUCGAAAUAUAUGGUAUUUAUUUCUUUAAAUUUAAAGCUGGUAUUUUGUAAAGAAGUAAUAUGUUUCUUAUGUAUUUAAUUCAAAGAUAAAAGAUCCAUAAUGGCAUCUCUAAUUCAGAAACGCCCUGAUGAAAAUUUGUAGGGAAAUAUGA